Molecule: messenger RNA, 5181 nt
Organism: Trichoderma aggressivum f. europaeum
Lineage: Eukaryota; Fungi; Ascomycota; Sordariomycetes; Hypocreales; Hypocreaceae
Exons: 2
Coding region: 1-5181 (1726 amino acids)
Biological process (GO): regulation of GTPase activity; mitotic actomyosin contractile ring assembly actin filament organization
Cellular component (GO): cell cortex
Molecular function (GO): calmodulin binding; actin filament binding; GTPase activator activity
Source: RefSeq, a predicted model, not a curated record
AUGUCGUCGUAUCGAAACAGUCCCCGGCGAGACUCCCACAUCGAUCUGUCUGCCGCCAACUCCAGCAUCAAUCGCAACAACUCAACAACGUCAUCGGCAUCCUCCGGCUACUCCUACUCCUCUGAACACAGCGCCCAUAGCCAGUCCACGUCCGCGAGUAGCAUUUACGGAUCGGUUGGCCACAAGCGCGGCCAGAGCGAUGUCAUGUCCAGAGCACGACUCUUCGAGGCCGGCGACACGAGCGGCGCCAGUUCUAGCAGAGGCCAGGAUAACAUAUAUGGCUCAGUCCGGCAAUCGCUUCGCCCGCUGCCGCGAACCCCAACGGCCUCUUCCAUCGGAGCCCCAGCGGCACCACCUCAUGGCUCUAAGGCGCCGCGUGAGAGAGGCCAGAGCAUAGACAUUGGCCGAUUGUCACUGUCCCAGAACGAUGGCGUCGUCGCCUCGCCCACAGUGCCCUCGCGACCUCUGCCAGCACGGCCAACCUCCAUGUACAUGUCUCGAGCCGAGCCUGCGAUUCCGGAAGAUGCAGUCAUGGCGCCGACGCACCAUGGCCAUUCUCACUCCCACAGCGCUCAUAUAGCCCGCCCUGAUCUUGAGCGGCUGGGUCGAUCUUCCACAAGCCAACUCCGGACGCUCUCCCAGCUUGCAAAGUCCGAGGACGCCGAGGACUUCAAAAUCAACUCGCCUACGCAAGAGGUGGCUGGGCUUCGAGGCCGCCGUAGGCUGCAGCGUACCGAUAAGACAGCUGGCCGCUCCAAGACAAACUAUACAUGGGAAGGGCGCAAUUGGAUGGACAAGCAGCGCAGGUUCCUCCAGGCCUACGAAUACCUUUGUCACAUUGGUGAGGCCAAGGAGUGGAUCGAAGAUGUCAUCCAGCAGACUCUCCCACCCAUUGUUGAGCUGGAGGAGGCAUUGCGAGAUGGCGUUAGGCUGGCAGAAGUGGUGGAAUCCCUAAACCCCGAGAGACGUUUUCGGAUAUUUAGAAACCCAAAGCUGCAGUUUCGACACUCUGACAACAUUGCCAUUUUCUUUCGAUACCUGGACGAAGUGGAGCUGCCCGACCUCUUCCGUUUUGAGCUUAUAGAUCUCUACGAGAAGAAGAAUAUUCCCAAGGUCAUCUACUGUAUUCACGCUCUGAGUUGGCUUCUCUUUCGCAAAGGAAUUGUUGAUUUCCGCAUCGGCAACCUUAUCGGCCAGCUGGAAUUCGAGCAUCAUGAAUUGGAGGCAAUGCAAAAGGGGUUGGACAUGCUCGGUGUUAACAUGCCUAGCUUUGGCAACAUGGGCGCUGAUUUUGGCGUUCCCGAGCCCGAGCCCGAGCCCGAGCCCGAGCCUGAAGAAACCGAAGAAGAGAGGAUCGAGCGCGAAUUGGCAGAGAACGAAGAUGUCAUCAUCGACUUCCAGGCACAGCUUCGUGGCGCGCUGCUCCGACUGAAGCUUGGGGAGAUGAUGCAAGGCUUCUGGGAUGAGGAGCAGUGGCUGAUUGACCUGCAAUCAAGGAUACGAGGCAACUUUACCCGCGAGGUUAUGAACUAUCGAAUGCAGAUGAGGCAGUCCGCCAUUCUCGUCCAGAGCCUUGUCCGUGGAUACCUUGUUCGCAAGGGGCUCAAGAAGAGCGACCAAGCCAGGAAAGCUGCAGAGCCUGCUAUUUUGGCCUUCCAGAGCAUGCUUCGAGCGCAAAAGGCACGUAACGAGAUGCAAGGCCUCAAGUCUACACUGUCUCGUUGUGAUGCCCCGAUUAGGGCAAUUCAAGCCAUGUCAAAGGGCUUUCUGCUCCGCAAAUCUCAAAAUGUGCAGCAGCAGGAGACGAAGGCGGCCGCCGGGGAAGUCCAAAAUCUUCAGGCGCUUGCCAGGGGAAUGCUGGCGCGGCACAGAAUCAGCAAGGACGUGCAGGAGACGAAGAAGGCCGCCAACGAAGUCCAAAAACUUCAGGCGCUUGCCAGGGGAAUGCUGACGCGGCACAAAAUCAGCAAAGACGUUCAGGAGACGAAGAAGGCCGCCAAAGAAAUCCAAAACCUCCAGGCGCUUGCCAGGGGAAUGCUGACGCGAUACAAAAUCAGCAAAGAACUGCGCGAGCUUGAAGAGCACACCCCAAUGGUUGCCAGCCUGCAGGCCGCCGUCAGGGCUGCACUGGUUCGUGCAAGAAUCGAACAGCAACAACAAGAUCUCCACUCCUUCACAGACGUAUUCACCUCCUUACAAAGUGCGAUCCGCGGCCGCGCCGCCCGAGAUGAACAAGAGGUUCUCAAGGCCGAGCUGGCUCAACAUGUACCUGCUAUUGGACAACUUCAGGCUGCAAUGCGAGCUGCCGCCGUGAGGAGGGAAAUUACAACUCGCCUCGAUGACUUGAAAGAGAACGAACCUGCCAUUAUUGAACUCCAAGCACAUAUCAGGGCCAUGUUUGAGAGGCAAAAGGUGUUGGCAAUUCAAGACCAACUUGAUGCUGAAGAGCCGGCAAUCAUCGACCUGCAAAGCCACAUCCGAGGUUUCCUGUGCCGUCAGUAUCACUAUGACUUGUUAGAUGAACUGUCAUCCCAUGACGCAGAGACCGCCGAGUUCCAAGCCAUCCUCAAGGCCAUGAUGGAGCGAGCGAGAAUUGACGACCUACUCACGGAGCUCCUCGAGGAAGAAGAUUCCAUCGUCAUCUUCCAAGCAGCCGCCAAGGCUUUCCUCAUUCGACUUCGCUUCGAGGAGAAGAAGCGAUUUUACGAGGAGAAUAUGAGAAAGGUCAUCAAGAUCCAGAGUUUUGUGCGUGCCAAAGUGCAAGGCGAGGCGUACAAGAGCCUCACUACGGGCAAAAACCCGCCCGUCAGCGCUGUCAAGAACUUUGUGCACCUGCUCAACGAUAGCGACUUUGACUUCAAUGAAGAAGUCGAGUUUGAGCGGAUGCGGAAGACGGUGGUCCAGCACGUGCGGCAGAACGAGAUGUUGGAGCAAUACAUCGAUCAACUGGAUAUCAAGAUUGCUCUCCUGGUCAAAAACAAGAUUACUCUGGAUGAAGUCGUGAAACAUCAGCACACUUUUGGCGGAACCUCGAUGGGUCUGCUGGCCAACUCUACGAUCGCGUCAACCAACCAGUUUGAUCUCAAAGCGCUCAACAAAAGCUCCCGAAAGAAGCUGGAGUCUUACCAGCAGCUGUUUUUCAGUCUCCAGACGCAGCCCCAUUAUCUUGCCCGCCUGUUCAAACACAUCCGCGUGCAGGUGACGGCCGAAAAGGACAGCAGGCGCAUUGAGCUUCUUAUGAUGAGUCUCUUUGGUUACGCCCAGAAGCGACGAGAGGAGUACUACCUUUUGAAGCUGAUUGCCCGAUCAAUACGGGAGGAGGUUGAAAGCUCAGCAAGCGCGCUGGAGUACUCUCGAGGCCAUUACUUUUGGACCAAGCUGCUUGCUAACUACACACGGUCCCCGCGGGAUCGCAAGUAUCUCCGGUCCCUCUUGGGGCCCUUGAUUCGCGAUAACAUCAUUGAAGACCCGGCACUCGAUCUGGAGAGUGACCCUAUGCAAAUCUACCGAUCUGCCAUCAACAAUGAGGAGCUGCGGACAGGAAGGCCCGAUCACCGGCCUCUGGAUGUCCCCCGCGAAGUUGCCAUCCGCGAUCCGGAGACACGACGCCUCUUCAUCGACCACUUGCGAGACUUGAGAGAGAUUUGCGACCAGCUGUUCUCGUCUUUGGAAGAACAAGUGCAUAAAAUGCCCUAUGGUCUCCGGUUCGUCUGCAGCGAAAUGUUCCAGGCCCUGCGCCAGCACUUCACGCGUGAGCCGCCAGAAAACUUGCUGCAAAUGGUGUCCCAUUGGCUGUGGAAGUUCUACCUCCAACCUGCCGUCACCAUGCCCGAAAACGUGGGCGUCAUUGACAAGUCGCUCAGCCCACUUCAGAAGAGGAACCUGGGCGAGGUUGCCAAAGUAAUUGGGCAAAUCGCUCUGGGCCGGCCAUUUGGCGGCGAGAACAUCUAUCUCCAGCCCCUGAAUGCCUUCAUCGGCGAAUCCAUGGAGCGCCUGCAGCAGAUCACCAACGACCUCAUCAACGUGCCGGAUGCCGAGAGAACGUUUGACAUUGACGAGUUCAACGACCUGUACGCGAAAAACAAACCUACCUUGUACGUCAAGAUGUCGGAUGUCUUUGCCAUUCACAAUCUGGUGGCGCAAGAGCUCAUGGUCAUGGCUCCAACCCGGGAUGACGUCCUGCGCGAAAUCAUGCAAGAUCUGGGUAGCGCCAAGAGCAACGAGAGUGAAAUGAGUGCGGCAGGAUCGGCGGAUAUUCAGAUGUUCCUGACCCCCAGGCUUCACGACCUUGAGGACCCCGAGGCGGAUGUCAAGGCUUUGUUUAUGGAAACAAAGCGGUGCGUUUUGUACAUUAUUCGAGUGCAAACCGGAGCCAAUCUGCUGGAAAUCUUGGUAAAGCCGAUCACGGUUGAAGAUGAGGAAAAAUGGGAAGCACUUCUCCGAGAGGAUUUUGCGGAUAGUAACUCGCGAGGGGCGUAUUCAGACACUAAGAUGGCUGACAUCACCUCCAUGUCCUACUACGAUCUCAAGCGAACGGCUUUGGAAAACAUUAUGCAACUGGAGCAGAUGGGGAGGAUUUCAAAACAGAACCAGUACCAAGACGUGCUCAACGCCAUUGCCAGCGAUAUCCGGACCCAGAGCCGCAGGCGUGUUCAGAGACAGCGAGAAUUGGACGGCGUGCGCCUGACGCUGGCUAACUUGAACGAAAAGGCCAAAUACCUGGAGCAGCAGCGCAAAAGCUACGACGAUUACAUUGAGCAGUCAAUGAAGACACUUCAGAAUAAAAAGGGACGAAAGAGGUUCCUCAUGCCCUUCACCAAGCAGUAUAAUCAUCAGCGAGAGCUUGAACGUAGUGGCCGGGUGCCAAAGUUUGGAAGCUACAAGUACAGCGCGCGGGCACUGUCGGAAAAGGGCGUUUUGGUGUCAUGGAGCGGAACGGCCGACCGCGAAUGGGACAAGAUUGACAUCACAAUCUCGUGCGACCAGGUCGGCGUGUUUGCCAUAGAGGGCACGCGAAGCCAUAUCCAGAUGCCCGGAGCAACAGCUCAAGUACCGAUCGAGGACAUGCUUCAGGCACAGUUUGAAGCGCACCAGUUCAUGACGCUGUUUGAGGGCACCCUCAAGCUCAACGUGAACCUGUUACUGCAUCUUAUUUACAGGAAGUUUUACCGUACACAGUGA